AUGGAGCAGGGAGGGAUUCCACCAACAACUAAUCCUGCAACUCUUUUAAAAGAAGCAAUCCACGUUAUUAGCUGUGGAUAUGAGGACAAGACCGAAUGGGGCAAAGAGGUGAGAUAUCCUAACCACCAAGUCAAUGCUCAGAAUGGAUAUGAUGAUGAGAAGUCGCUUCUUAUGUCUCAGAAGAGCUUAGAAAAGCGGUUUGGUCAAUCUCCGGUGUUUAUUGCUGCCACCUUCAUGGAGCAGGGAGGGAUUCCACCAACAACUAAUCCUGCAACUCUUUUAAAAGAAGCAAUCCACGUUAUUAGCUGUGGAUAUGAGGACAAGACUGAGUGGGGCAAAGAGAUCGGUUGGAUCUACGGUUCUGUGACUGAAGAUAUUUUGACUGGGUUUAAGAUGCACGCACGGGGAUGGAUAUCAAUCUAUUGCAUGCCUCCCCGUCCAGCAUUUAAGGGGUCUGCUCCCAUCAAUCUUUCUGAUCGUUUGAACCAGGUCCUUCGAUGGGCUUUGGGAUCAAUUGAAAUUCUUCUGAGCAGGCAUUGCCCAAUAUGCAAAUGUAUUAGAGGAAUUACUAAGGCGGAACACAUAGCAGUUUGGGCAGCCUUUGUAGCUGUUAAACUGGCUUUGGAUUCGGAUCCUAAGCGAUAA
Ilex paraguariensis (yerba mate) is the source of this 645-nucleotide messenger RNA. NCBI's taxonomy places the organism in Eukaryota, Viridiplantae, Streptophyta, Magnoliopsida, Aquifoliales, Aquifoliaceae. The record is from the annotation of a GenBank genome assembly.